CUUUUUAAUAGAUUCUGAAUUACUAAAACAUGUCAUAAGUCUGGCAAGUCAAGAUCCAAUGAAUGAUCCAAUCUAACUCUAACUCUAGAUCUAGUCUCUAAUCAACUCUAAUUCUAAAAGUCUAGACACUAGAUUCUAGAUCUGGUCUAGUGUGCUAGACUAAAUUGAAACUUUCCAAAAUCAACUUCAAGAUAUCUAGAAUACAUAAUUUAUGAAUGAAAGAAAAAAAGUGCGGGCUGCUAAUUUGAAGCUAGAGACCAUGCCUACUGCAGGAUGCCGCCCAAAAACAACAAAGGAGUUACUUUCUCUGAAGCUUCUUACCUCCGUGUUGUGGGUACACCAUCAUUUGAAGAGGAGUUUAUUGAGCUUGUCCAUCGGACGCUCCGUCUUGUUGAAGGUGAAAAAGAAAAGACACUGCCUAAACACAAAGAUUUAGAUAAGCCUAAGAAAACAGAACUUGCCGCCAAAAAAAAUGUGGGCAGCAAGAUGGAAGACCUUCAUGAGCAAGUUCUGUUGAGAAGAAACUCAUUAUCCAGACAGUGCAAGACUCCACGCAAAGACAGUGUUUCAGACUCCCUGAGUCAUUCCCGUGAUGUUCAGGUAGAGAAGAAAGAAAGAAAUGCUGUGGCAAAAAAUUUACUCAAUGUUCCAGAAGAAGAGACUCCUAAUGAUGUUACCAUCAACCAAAAUAUUGUUGAAACUAUGACUCCUGAAGAUGUCAGCAUAGAUCAAAAUACUACCAAAGCAAUGACUCCUCAUGAUGUUAAUAUAAAUCAAAGUACCAUUGAACUAAUGACUCCUGAAGUGAUGACUCCUGAUGAUCAAAAUUCCACUGGAGCAAUAACUCCUGAUGUUAAUAUGGAUCAAAAUACUAUUGAAGCAAUGACUCCUGAUGUUAAUUUAAAUGAAAAAGCCAUUGAAGUUAGUACUCCUACUGGUGCUCAUUUUGAACAAAACACCAGUGAUGUUCAAAGAAAUGAGAAAGUGAGUCAUUCUAUAAUCAAUGUUUCAGAAGUAGUAAAUCCAGAUUAUGUUAAUAAAUAUCAGAUUACCACUGAAUCAAUAACUCAUCAACCUUCUGAAGGGAUGAGUUCUUCUGAUGGCGAUUUUCAAAUUAAUCAGAAUAACAGCAAACUGGUAACUCAACCUAAUGAAGCUCAGCCAAAUCACAGCCAAUCGGAUGAUAUUUUAUGUCUUGUGAUGCCCUCGUUGUCAGAUGAAGAGAGUGACGAUGACAUCUCUGUUUCCCAGCCUACGUUAGAUUAUUGGAAAGGGGAAGUGUCUGUUGCAGGAAGCAUUCAGGUAGACCCCAGAAAGUCUUGUGAUCUUGGCACUACAAUGGAACCUGACUCUACAGAAAUCAGCGACGGCAGCAUUGCUAAUCAGCCAGCUACUCAGGUCUCAUCACUUCAUGAGAUAUCACAGAAUGAAACGCAUGACUUCUCAGAUCAGGACAUACCUAUAUUUUCUGUCAAGAAAGACACGCCAGAGUCAUCCCCUAUGAAACAGACAGCGGCUAAAAAAAACAGUGUCUGGGCUGAUGAGCUGGAAGAGCAGAGCAUAGAGACAACUGAAACUUGCCUUGGGCAACUUAAUGAUGCUGAAGGCUUCAAGAGAUCAGAACUCACUGUGGAAGAGCAUGCCACCUACCUAAGGCUGUACAACAAAUAUGUCAAACCCUAUCUUUACAAGAGACCCCCUGACAUUUUUGGGCAGCAGCAGAUACAUGAGUUAUCUACUCUUGAGUCGCUGCAAAGGAGAGUUGUGAAUGAGCAGGCAGAGUUUCAGAAAUAUUUACACAAGUUGGCUUUGAAACACCCUCAAGGCUAUAGGUUUCUAAAGGCCGGCGCCAGGCACUACGCAUCUAAAAAGGCCUGCGCUUUUCGUUUAAAAAAAGAUUAUGAAACACUGUUCCAGCCAGCUGCCAAAUGUAACAUUUCCUUCAGGUCUAGAUCACCCGAUGCUGAGCUGAGUUUUUGUCAGACAGUUCUAGAAGUGGGUGUGCCCCCAAGGAUUGUCCUGCCAGAUAUCCAAGGAGGAAGCAAGCCGGUGCCAAUAGAGCAUGCUAUUAAAAAACUGGACUACAAUUUCCCAAGGUCUUCAAAAAAGUUAUUUCCUGGGUUUAUUCAUCAUGAGCCAGUCAGUUCUGAUGGUAAUAUGAAAGCGCUGCUCAUCAAACACAAGAUCCAAGUUGCCAUGUCUUCGAGUGUGGUCAACUGUCUCUUCAAUAACCAUGGGCCAGACUAUGCCAAAGCUUGGAACAUUCCAGUGACUGUGGAAACAUAUCAAUCAGAAGGUUCAAGUCACAAGCUAAUCUUCCUGGACAAACCUUUGUUUGAAGAUGACCUCCUCAUCAGAGACUACAGUACACUGUUUCAUAAAUAUGCUUUGCGAGUAUUUGUCUCCCAAACUAAAAUCAGAAACAGUCGUAAUAUCAGGUCUAUUCCUCGACUGGCGCACAACAUAAGUGCUCCUGAUCUCAGUAAGCCCUAUGAUGACACUUUUGACAUAUUCUCAUCCAGCGGUGAUUCCCUGGAGACAUUUGGCACAGGAGCAGUUAAACCUCUUCCCACCAGCUCAUCACCAGGAGGAAUGCGCACUCGAGCAGCAGAAAAACAGAAGAGCUCGACCGACAGUUCAUCUGAUGAGCCGAAAUCGAAAAGGGCUAAAGUGGAAACCCAAGGGAGAAAAUCAAAAAAAGAUGCACAUCAAAGGUUGUGUCCCUUAUCUCCGGUACCAGACACUCCAUCUUCCCCCCUGUCCACACCUCUCUCCCCAACACUUUCCUCUCCCUCAUUGUCCCCUAAAAAACAAGGUCAGAGGGUUCAAGAAAUUCCCUUGUCCCCUGUUCACAAAGGAGGGCCCCAUGCUACAACCAAUCAUUCCCCUGCUGUUUCAUCUCCAAAAGAAAGCUUCAGCCGCCGCCAAUCUCUCCGCAAUUUUGCCAAGGCCAGUAAUAGUGAUAUGCCCCGCAUACCUAGUGUAGACAAUGGUGACUCCUUGUUGUGUCCAUUAGAUUCUAUUCUAGGACAGCCUCUCAAACAGCCAAUGUCGAGUUCAGAAAUCCCCAGAGAGGACCCCUCCGAGUACAUGGGACCAACAGAAGAUUUCUCCAGUCUUUUGUACAAUUUGUUUACUAUUGGGGGUAAGAAGAUACUCAUACGAUGUCGGUCACAUGGUGUGCUGAAAGACAGCAAAAAGUCUCGGCAAGUUUAUUUACUUCCUAAACUAGAAUAUCAAUCCAAUCAUGGCUUUGAGCAAACAACUCUGAAAGAAGUGGUAAAAAGUUGGACCUCAUGCUAUAUCAGACAGAAGACAAAUUUACUUAGAGUUCGCAUUAACAGUUUCAACUCUGAGAUUCUCAUGUAUGAAGAGCUGGAGCCCCAGCAGAUCCUAGGAGGUACAUUCAACUUUCAACCCAAAGAUGGCUUUCAGUUUUUAGAUACAGUUUUAAAUCAUUUGAUGAGCUUGGGUUGUGGCAAAUACCUCUUGAGUCAUGAACCAGGCAAAGAUUUUUGUGCACUUCGAUGCCUAAAGCCAGAAGGAAACAGAGAGAGGCAAGUACCUGAGGCUGUUUCUGUGAAUAAGAUCAACAAUGACAACACUGUGCCCUGGAUCCCAAUUGAUCCAACAUUAAUUACACAGACGCAUCUUGCCUAUGGAAGAAUUCCAGCCACUUUUAUACCGAAAGAUUUUAGUAAUAGUAAGAAAAAGAAAAAGAAUAAAAAAAACUUCAAGAAAGACAAGGAUCAUCAAGGCAAGCAGCAAAAUGACAAAAGUAAUGGGCACGCUAGUAGAAAUAACAAGGGCAAGACAAAGUAACAGAUUUGUUGUUGUUUUUUGUUUUAGAUUGAAUUGAUCAAGUGGAACUGAGAUAGAAUCUCUAUACUGUUGUUAAUGUAGUACUGGUAUUUGAAUUGAGAACAAAAAAUAAAAUCUUGAAUAUAAUUUGAGAUAUUGAUUAACACAAAAAAAACAAGUAAGAAACUUAAUUAAAAUUUAAGUUUAGCUAUUUAAAAAAUUUAUUGCACUGUUGGAAUAUCAAUGACGUAAUGGAUAAUAUUUACUAGCAGGUUUCAAUAAAUGCUGAAUUUAAAAAAUUAUUGUUUGAACUGCUGCAGCAAGGUUAAGAGUGUAAAUAAUUUGUACAUUGUAGUUUGUUUUUUUAUUCCAAUCUCUCUGAGGCCUAGUCAAAACAAAUUCUAUUGAAUAAAAUAAAUGUUCAAGUGGA
Biomphalaria glabrata is the source of this 4231-nucleotide messenger RNA. RefSeq names its product little elongation complex subunit 2-like. Bases 274 to 3822 code for a protein of 1182 amino acids. The record is from RefSeq and is a predicted model, not a curated record. The transcript is spliced from 17 exons. Lineage: Eukaryota; Metazoa; Mollusca; Gastropoda; Planorbidae. Gene Ontology annotation, cellular component: transcription elongation factor complex. Gene Ontology annotation, biological process: snRNA transcription by RNA polymerase II; snRNA transcription by RNA polymerase III; positive regulation of transcription by RNA polymerase III.